AUGGCCAAGUUUCAGAUCUUGUCGGAUCUGCAUCUAGAGAAUCCAUAUGCCUACGAUGUGUUCAAGAUCUCCCCAACAGCACCCUAUCUUGCUCUGUUGGGUGACAUAGGAGUGGUCAAAGACGAUGGUUUCUUUCCAUUUGUUGAAACACAAUUACGCCAGUUCAAGAUCGUCUUCUUUUUGUUGGGGAAUCAUGAGCCGUACUAUUUGACUUGGAAUAAAGCACGACAGGAACUACAACAAUUCUCCAACUCGGUCAGGCAACGCUCGAGGGCAGAAGCGAUAGGAGAAUUUGUGUUUCUGAACCAGACUCGAUAUGACAUCUCAUCAGAUGUAACUGUCCUGGGCUGCACACUUUUCUCGCGAAUCGAUGAAACCCAGAAGGAGCGGGUCAGCUUCGGUCUCAAUGAUUUCUACCACAUAAACGACUGGACGGUGGAAGAACACACAGCUGCUCAUGAAGCAGACCUAAGAUGGCUUAAUGAACAGAUUUCCCAAAUUGCUGCCAAUGAGCCUCGGCGCAGGAUUGUCGUCUUUACACACCAUAGCCCAGUCACCCAGAAUCCGCGAGCAGUUGACCCAAGGCAUAAGAAUAGUCCGUUGUCCUCGGGGUUUGCCACGGAUUUAUCCACACAGGAAUGUUGGACAAGUCCGCUGGUGCGAUUAUGGGCGUUUGGACAUACACAUUACAAUGUUCACUUUGAAGAUGGCACUGGAAAAAUGGUCGUGAGCAACCAGAGGGGGUAUUAUUUUUCUCAAGCACAAGCCUUUGAUGAUAGACUGGUAAUUGCUAUCUGAUUCAUUUCGUACGAAGACUUUGUCUGACUCUAUAUCAAGUUGGCAAACAU
This is a messenger RNA of Penicillium canescens, 848 nucleotides long. Its product is annotated as Ser/Thr protein phosphatase superfamily. NCBI's taxonomy places the organism in Eukaryota, Fungi, Ascomycota, Eurotiomycetes, Eurotiales, Aspergillaceae. Gene Ontology annotation, molecular function: hydrolase activity. The record is from RefSeq and is a predicted model, not a curated record. The coding region runs from base 1 to 798 and encodes 265 amino acids. The transcript has a single exon.